AUGGAAUCACCAUAUUGGCGACCGUGUGAUGCAGACGGCAGCAAUUGUCACUGUGACUUACGACUAGAACUCAUGGACUGUGCCGAAACGUACUCAGCAAGUAUCGUCAUGAAGUUACAAAUAGCUCUAUCAAUUGCUGUUACACUUGGAGCAACUGGAAUAUUGACGUUUCGCCUGUUAUUUCGUGGGCAAAAGUUGGUUGACUAUCGAGGAGGAAGGCCACAACCCCAACCUAUUUUAUCCAUGUAUAUUCUUGGUAUAACCUUCAAUCUUCUCCGAAUGUUACACGCAAUAUUUUUGCUUACUGAAGUAGUGCAAAGCAAGAUUGUUCGUUCUUUUCUGUUUGAUCUUUCUUGGCAAUUUGGAUUUGGAACAUUCGCUGCUUACCUCAUUGGUAUCGCUAGCGCUGUAUUUGAUAGUAAUACAGUUGUCACACGCGGCUGGAAAUUUAGUCAAUCUCUCGUAACUAAAAUUGGUGUGGCAUUUUUGGUCUUGCCUGUCUUUACAAACAAUUGCUGCUCCGUAUUGAUUGGAUACUUCGCCGAAAAGAACAACCCACAGCUGGCGGACAUAUUCACCCGGCUGUUGUACACAUUCUGGUCGUGUUACUGCUUUGCUUUAUCAUCCUGCGUCUUAUAUGCCGGAUUCGGUUUAAUCAGGUUAUUGGAUAGCCAUCUCCGUGCCGUUAUUGAUGGAAGACAGUACGAUGUUUUCAAGACGGGUCGAGUGAAGGUGCGAAUUAUUAUGACGGUAACUGUUCUCUGCCUUAUGGCAUUCUUUCUACUUUUGGUGGUUUAUAUGGCAUGCAAGCCUAUAAUUCAAGCAAGCGUGCCAUUUAACAUCAUUAUCUGUAUCAUUUGGAACUUUGCUGGACCGAUAGCCACUUUUUUCAUUGAAAUAACGUUUCUACUUGACCCUAAAAUGCUCAAGGGUCCAACAUUUUCAGCAACUGGGUCAACUUUUGGCCAAAGGUCCGAUGAAACGACUAUCGAAAUUCGAGGCAGCCUCAUCGACGCCAAUAAACUGCCUGGAGCUCAGUACCUUCAGCGAGGUCACGAACUAAAAGUAUAUAACCAGAGUCAAAGCUCUAUGAGCUCUGACGUGAAGCAAUUGAUGUAUCAAUGA
Umbelopsis ramanniana AG is the source of this 1125-nucleotide messenger RNA. RefSeq lists its product as uncharacterized. NCBI's taxonomy places the organism in Eukaryota, Fungi, Mucoromycota, Umbelopsidomycetes, Umbelopsidales, Umbelopsidaceae. The coding region runs from base 1 to 1125 and encodes 374 amino acids. The transcript is spliced from 8 exons. The record is from RefSeq and is a predicted model, not a curated record.